CAGAUUAAUCAAGACCGUCGGAGUUGCAAUUUAGGACGCGGCACAUACCCCCGGAACCAUCACCCAGUGACUUUGUUUGGUCUCUGGCGUCCGUCUUCUCGGAACGGAACGGAAAGGGUGAGCAGCUCCUCUGCAAAAGGAUGACGACUAUCCAAUGCUGUGGCUCACCCGCAGCCACAGCAGCAACGCUACUUCACAGCCAUUUUCGUCACCUCCGUCACAAGCUCUCUCUCCUCACUAACAAACCCACUUCUCCUCCUUCUCCUGAUCCUGCUAUAACACUUACCAGAAGAGACAUUUCGCUUUCCGCCAUAGUUCCCACUUCUUCAUUCUUCUUCCUCCCGGCUUCUCCUGCGAAAUCUGUCCCCGCCGAGUUCUUCGAGCUCCCGGGCUCCGGUGGCGUCAAGGCACUUGACCUUCGCGUUGGGUCCGGAGAUGUCUCCGCCACCGGCGAUCAGGUUGCGAUACAUUACUUUGGGAGGUUGGCUGCGAAACAGGGAUGGCGGUUCGAUUCGACAUAUGAUCACAAGGAUGAUACAGGGGAACCAAUCCCUUUUGUGUUCACUCUUGGCUCUGGCAAGGUAAUUUCAGGUAUCGAAACGGCCGUCAAGUCUAUGAAGGUCGGUGGUGUCCGUAGAGUCAUCAUUCCACCAUCACAAGGAUAUCAGAACACAUCCCAAGAGCCCAUACCCCCAAAUGUCUGUUAUGUCGUAGUACAUCCCACGGCCUCGUACCAUCUAUUUGUUUGUUUUGAUCAUUUGUAGUCUUUUCGCUGGCUAUUACAUUUUUUUGACAGGCAGAGGCUGUUCACAACAAUUUUUAAUCCAACCCGUCUUGCUAAUGGAGAAGGCUCAACGCUUGGAACUCUCAUUUUCGACAUAGAGCUCGUCAGCUUGAGGCAUCGUGAAGUUCCAUGACCGCUGGAUCAGGUUUUUUUCAAUGCAGCGGGUGAAGCCAUCUCCCGCCAUCUUCUCCUUUCAUUUUCCAGGAACCAGGAUGAAAUCUGUAUCUGGACAAGACGAAGAGGAGCAGUAGACCCGAAGGAUGGCACUUUGUUUUUUGAAAUGUGGGAGUCUUUACAAGCAACUCUUCCUCGAUUUCUUUAAACGGCGAAGUUGGUCAGACUUCUUUGGUCUGCUCCAACCCAGAAUUCUCCGUGCAGCUGCUGAUCAUAGUCAUCAAUUGUUGUAUGCAACUGUAUAAACCGAGGCUAUAUGUAUAUAUUAUACGGCUAACAGGUACCAUGUAAGAGAUGCUGAGGUCUCUGGAAGGAUAGACAUUCUGAGGUCUCCGGAUGGCAAUGGUCACUGUGUCAAUGGUUUGAUUCCUAUUAAUAUAUACAGCCAGGGGCUUGCGCAGAUGUAUAUAUGUUCAAUUUGUUAUUUAUUUUGUG
Molecule: messenger RNA, 1393 nt
Organism: Punica granatum (pomegranate)
Lineage: Eukaryota; Viridiplantae; Streptophyta; Magnoliopsida; Myrtales; Lythraceae
Source: RefSeq, a predicted model, not a curated record